GCGGCGGCCUCAGGGCGCGCGGUGCCGGCGGCGGCGGCCAUGUCCUGCCCGGGCCUCGCUGAGGCUUCGUCGUGGAGCACGCGCACCCGCAGGGCUCGGGCCGCGCAGGCCGCGGGGCAGGGCGAGGCUCAGGCCCGGCAGCUGCGAGAGCUUUGGAGCCGCACCGAGAAGGCCGAGCGGCGGCUGUUGGCCUUCGAGAACCUGGUGGGAGAGCUGGGCAGCAACCUGGCGGCACUGGGCAACCUGCUACAGGGCUACGGGCACCUCCAGCAGCGCCUGGACAACGUGGAGAACCUGCUGAAGAACAGGAACUUCUGGAUCCUGCGGCUGCCCCCCAGCACCAGGGGCGAGGUGCCCAAGGUACCCGUCACAUUUGAUGACAUUGCCGUGUACUUCAACGAGCAGGAGUGGGAGAGACUGGACAGCUGGCAGAAGGAUCUGUACAAAGCUGUGAUGAGGGGUAACUACGAGACCCUGAUUUCCCUGGACUAUGCCGUGUCCAAGCCUGACAUCCUGUCUCGAAUUGAGAGGGGUGAAGAGCUCUGUGUCAAAGACUGUUGGAAGCCCCCGCAGACGCUGGACCAAGGCGCUCCAGAACCCCCCCAGACCGUCCAGGAUGGGCAGGAGCUCACGCAGACACACGGCCCAGGCAGUGAGGAACCUCUGCAGGCACACAUCCAAGGCAGGGAGGAGCCCAUGCAGGGCUGCAGCAGAGACAGUGAGGAGCAGCUGAAGACACGCCUCAGAGAUGGUCAGGAGCCCACACAAACGUGCAUCAAUGGCCACAGUACCCUGCAGACGUGCAUCGGAGGUCGCCAGGAGCCCCUGCAGGCACCAGAAGAGAUGGACCAGGUGGAGGAGGCUUUGGGAAAAGAUGUCCGUGUGGAAGCUGACAGGGCAGAGUCUGCUGUGUCCAAUCCUGACAUCCCAUCCCAGACUGAUAAGAAUGAAGAGCUCUGUAUCCAAGAUGCCCAGGAGCCCCCAGCGCCAUUUAUCCAAGACAGUCAGGAACCCCCACAAACACUGAAAGCGAUGGACCAGAAGAAAGAGACUGUGGGAAAAGAAAAAGUCCAUUUGAAAGGUUGCACAAAAUUUCCCAGGGUGGUGAUGCGUGUUUUGUCCAUGAGUGCACAGAAAAAGGAGGCAAGCAGGGAAGAUCAUCCUGACUCAGAGGUGGAAGAUGACCCAGCAGAGUUUGGCUCUGAGGAAAUCUUUCUGUCAGAAAAUGAAAAGGCCUCUGAAGCGGCUUCUCUUCCUGUAAGCGUCAAGGUGAAAGAGGAAAGGCCCGUGGCCUCACAAGAGGCAUCUGCGCCUUCUCCUGGCCCCGAGGUCCAGAAGUGCCCAGGAGAGCAAGCCAAAACCAAGAGCAAGAAGAAGCCAAGCAGGUACGCGAGCAGCAGCCUGCUGAUGGGCGACUGCCGGCGCGGCUACGUGCGCGAGUGGUCGCACCCCUGCACCGAGUGCGGAAGGCGCUUCCGCCUGAAGAUCAACCUCAUCAUCCACCAGCGGAGCCACGCCAAGGAGGGGCCCUAUGAGUGCACGAUAUGCGAGAUCAGCUUCACCGACAAAAAAAGCUUGGUCCUUCACCAGGGCAUCCACACACAAGAGAGGGCCUUUGCGGCCAAGGUGUGGGGGAACACCCACCCGGAAUUGAGGAUGGGGCCGAGGAAGAAGCUCUGCAGGUCUCUUCAUGGCAGUGCCCAAAGCCUGGCUUACGGGACACGUGCAGGGGGGUCCUGGCUGGGCCAGGCCAAGGAGGAGCCAUCCAGACCCUAUUUGUCACAACAGCAAAUGCCUAGCACUCAUACAAGGAACGUGGUUAAAUGCAACCUUUGCAACAAGAGUCUCUCGUGCCCCUCUUCCCUCCAGCGUCACCUGAAGACCCACAAGCCGUACUGCUGCGCCACCUGCAAGAAAUGCUUCAGCCGCCAAACUCACCUGGUGCGCCACGAGCAAAUACACGAACGCCAGAAAGCCCUGGAGAACCAGCAGCCCAAAGCAGAGCAGCCUGCAGCAACGGCCGGCUGGCCGCAGCCCUAAGGAGCCCCGGAUGCCCGGCCAGAGCGCUGCUCACACGCUGAACCAGGCACUUGAGAAGUGCAGCCAGAGCUGUUCAGUGAAGGCACUCCUGGUGCUUGCUGCAGAACACAUACUCCCAGAUAAUCCUAGACUUGUGAUAUCCCAACUUGGAAGGCACCCUUCAGCAGCACCGGUUCCCAUUCAAGAACUGCCGCAUCCACUGCUGUGGUGGGAGCGCAGUCCGGCCUGUUGUGAAACUAGGAAAUAGGGUGGCAGUUUGGGAGGCAACAAACGACAACAGGAGAGAUUCCAAAUUGCUUGUUUCCCUAGGGAGAAACUGAGCAUCAG
Molecule: messenger RNA, 2367 nt
Organism: Lagopus muta (rock ptarmigan)
Lineage: Eukaryota; Metazoa; Chordata; Aves; Galliformes; Phasianidae
Product: zinc finger protein 777-like
Exons: 7
Coding region: 40-2040 (666 amino acids)
Biological process (GO): regulation of DNA-templated transcription
Source: RefSeq, a predicted model, not a curated record